Messenger RNA from Boleophthalmus pectinirostris (great blue-spotted mudskipper), 1527 nucleotides. RefSeq lists its product as uncharacterized. The transcript is spliced from 2 exons. Lineage: Eukaryota; Metazoa; Chordata; Actinopteri; Gobiiformes; Gobiidae. Bases 1 to 1527 code for a protein of 508 amino acids. The record is from RefSeq and is a predicted model, not a curated record.
AUGUCCCGCUCACACUCUCACAUACAGGACGCCGUGGAGAGCAGAGCGCACUCGAACGCACCGCAGACCCACCCUCCUCAGACCCACAGACCCGCCCUCCUCAGACCCGCCGCAGACCCGCCCUCCUCAGACUCGCCGCAGACCCACCCCUCCUCAGACACCGCAGACCCCCUCCUCAGACCCACAGACCCGCCCUCCUCAGACCCACCCUCCUCAGACCCACCCUCCUCAGACCCACAGACCCACCCUCCUCAGACUCGCCGCAGACCCGCCCUCCUCAGACUCGCCGCAGACCCGCCCUCCUCAGAUCCGCCGCAGACCCGCCCUCUCAGACCCACCCUCCUCAGACCCACAGACCCGCCCUCCUCAGACCCACAGACCCGCCCUCCUCAGACCCACCCUCCUCAGACCCACCCUCCUCAGACCCACAGACCCGCCCUCCUCAGACCCACCCAGACCCGCCCUCCUCAGACCAGACCCCCCUCCCAGACCCGCCCUCCUCAGACCCGCCCUCAGACCCACAGACCGCCCUCCUCAGACCCGCCCUCCUCAGACCCACCCUCCUCAGACCCGCCCUCCUCAGACCCGCCCUCCUCAGACUCCUCAGACCCACCCUCCUCAGACCCAGACCCGCCCUCUCAGACCCACCCAGACCCGCCCUCCUCAGACCCGCCUCCUCACCCAGACCCGCCCUCCUCAGACCCAGACCCGCCCUCCUCAGACCCACAGACCCGCCCUCCCACCUCCUCAGACCCAGACUCAGACCCACCCGCCCUCCUCAGACCCACAGACCCGCCUCCUCAGACCCCAGACCCGCCCUCCUCAGACCCACAGACCCGCCCUCCUCAGACCCAGACCCGCCCUCCUCAGACCCGCCCCUCAGACCCGCCCUCCUCAGACCCACCCUCCUCAGACCCACCCUCCUCAGACCCACAGACCCACCCUCCUCAGACUCGCCGCAGACCCGCCCUCCUCAGACCACCCUCCUCAGACCCACAGACCCGCCCUCCUCAGACCCACCCUCCUCAGACCCAGACCCGCCCUCCUCAGACCCACCGCAGACCCGCCCUCCUCAGACCCACCCUCCUCAGACCCUCCCAGACCCGCCCUCCUCAGACCACCGCAGACCGCCCUCCUCAGACCACAGACCCGCCCUCCUCAGACCCACCCUCCUCAGACCCACCGCAGACCCUCCCAGACCCACCCUCCUCAGACCCACAGACCCACCCUCCUCAGACUCGCCGCAGACCCCGCCCUCCUCAGACCCCCUCAGACCCGCCCUCCUCAGACCCACCCUCCUCAGACUCGCCGCAGACCCACCCUCCUCAGAACUGCCGCAGACCCACCCUCCUCAAAACUACCGCAGACCCACCCUCCUCAGACCCACAGACCCACCCUCCUCAGACCCGCAGACUCACCCUCCUCAGAUUCGCGCCUCUGCUCAUCCCCUCGCUCCUGUUGUCAUGGCGACGGUGGAGACAGCUCCGCGGAGAGUCCGACAGUCUGGACUUCAGGGACCGAAGCUGA